This is a messenger RNA of Dermacentor andersoni, 4800 nucleotides long. It is a transcript of the gene Hmt4-20, whose product is annotated as Histone methyltransferase 4-20. The record is from RefSeq and is a predicted model, not a curated record. Lineage: Eukaryota; Metazoa; Arthropoda; Arachnida; Ixodida; Ixodidae. Gene Ontology annotation, cellular component: nucleus. Gene Ontology annotation, molecular function: histone H4K20 methyltransferase activity; protein binding.
GAUGAUCUGAAAGGUUCACAUCGGUCCAACCCUUGUUAUGCGUUGUCUAAACUUGGCGAUACGAAACAAAAUUUCGAGUUUGAAAGUUGCCUAGGCCUACUGGGCACCGACAGAGCGAUCCGCAGUUGAAGUUGUAUUUCUAGUAAGCAAAAUAUGGUUUGUAGCUUUGUAAGAACGCAUCCUCGUUUUAAGGUCGUCUAGAUCCUCGACGUAGGAAAUGCAAGUAUCACUUGAGCCGGACGACAGUGCCGAACGCGGCGAUAGGCACGGUGCUGCUGCUGCGAGCUGCGCUGUGCGAUUGUUCCUCCGGGCUUCGUGAGUCGCUCGUCUACCCGACAGUUUCAUGUCUGCAAAAUCAGUGCUAGGAGUCCAUCGGAACUCUAGAAGGCUACUCAACUAGCGUCGCGGGAUCAAAGGUAAGUGCGCGACUAAAAAGAAGCGUUAAACACGGAGCGUAAGCCGUGUCAAACGCAAGGGAGCGAAGGUGUCCCGACUGCAUCGCCUCCAUCCAUCCAUCUUUCCGGGACAUUCUUUUCAUAAAGUACAAGACUAGUAUAAACACGAAUAACUUUUAUGCACUACUAUGUGUUCGCAUAUCGUCUAAAGUGCUGUACAAAUUAGGCAUUUGUGCUGAAUCUUGCCAAAAUGUGGGAUGAGUGCAAACAGGGUUACGGGGCAGACUUGUGUUGCAUUAGUUCUCGGACUGUGAGAGACUUUGCGUUAGCUUACAUUCUAAUCGCAUUUCGUCUCUUAUAUAACUUGUGUUGAUUACCGCCGAUUAGCAUCGUCAAACAUGCAGACUUGAUAUGAUACCCGUGUAUCGCGUCUCUAACAUGCCUGCGGAGCAUGCCUCUUCAAAGCGGCGGAUGUGAGAGAUGUGCAUUGAAUUACAUUUGCUCUCCGGCAGAGUACUGCCUCUGGAAAUGUUUUCUGAUGUCAGCCGACGUUGGCAUGAGUGCUGAGAGUUGUUGCGUAGGGAAACGACCAAUUUGUCUGUCGCGGUCACGCUCGUGCUGCAAGGAUCGUUCGAAAGUGGUCCACUCGGACGCCGCAUUUCUACCCAGGCCUCAUCGCGCUGGCUUCUCGCAGCUUUGUGUGUCCCGUUUCGGCGUCAGCGAAACGUGUUAGCCGUAAGGAAUUUGCGAAUGUCUGCUGUGUUUGUUGUCAGCGAAAAAGGCGGAACCGAUUCAUGUUUGCGUAUUCACAGCCCGUCGCAACCAUGGUCGUGGAGGGCCCACGGAGCCGCUACGCCCCGUCGACGGGCAUGACUGCUCGCGAAUUGUGCGAGAGCGACGACCAGGCGACAAGUCUCAUCCUAGAUCCAUAUCUGGGCUUUGCUACGCACAAGAUGAACCUCAGAUUUCGCCCUUACAAGUCCCACAAGCAGGAGCUGCAGCAGCUGAUAGCAGAUUUCAAGACCCACAAUCAAUAUGAGAAGGUGUUCUCUAAGUUAACAGACUUUGUCCCGGCCUCGUUUCUCACUAAGGCCCGGCAGGGUCCGUUCAAAGAGCACAUCUUUCGUUACCUUCGUGUGUUUGACAAGGAAGCAGGGUUCCAGGUUAUGCGAUGUGACCGUUAUUCAAUGGAAGGCAAUGUGGGUGCCAAGAUAUGUGCAACCAAGAAAUGGUACAAGAAUGAGAAGAUCCCGCACCUAGUGGGCUGCAUAGCGGAGCUGACAGAGGAGGAGGAAUGCCAGCUAUUGUGUGCCGGCAAGAACGACUUUAGUGUCAUGUACUCCUGCCGAAAGAAUUGUGCCCAGCUGUGGCUUGGACCGGCUGCCUUCAUCAACCAUGACUGCCGGCCCAACUGCAAGUUUGUGUCGACGGGCCGAGACACUGCCUGUGUGAAGGUGUUAAGGGACAUUGAAGAAGGCGAAGAGAUCACAUGCUUCUAUGGCGAGGAUUUCUUUGGAGAUGGCAACAGUUACUGCGAGUGUGAAACGUGUGAAAGGCGAGGAACUGGAGCGUUCACCACCAAGAAGGGCCGGCAACCAAGCCUGAUGGAAACCCGAUUGGCAUACAGUUUCCGAGAGACAGACAAUCGCCUCAACCGCUGGAAGCAGCAGGUCAAGUCACCCCAGCACAAGCCACAGCUGCAGCCACAGCAGGCACACCACCAGCCAGGUGGCAAGACUCCUCGGAGAGCCCUCUCCCGGCACAGCAACCACCAGAGCAACCGUCUUAGUACUAGGGCAAGUGCAGGCCACAAGAAACCACUGGGAAAUACUGAUGUGCUGCAAGACCGUCCACUGAUGCCCGGCCACAUAGGAAAAAAUGCAUCAUCCAAGUCGGUGUUGGCCAGCAAACAUUUUGUGCAGCCGUCUUCUGUCAGUCCACCGGCCAUAACACUCAAAGAAGCAAUUAUCAAUGGUGCUCUUCAUUCAUCUGAAGAGAGUGACAGUGCUCUGCAGGAGAACGAGGCAUCCGUCACGAUGACAGUCACGACAAGGGCUCGAAACCAACACCGAUCGGAGAACAAAGCCAUGGCAACUGCGAGCAAAUCGCCCGAGGCAAAGCCCCUCGACAAGCUAGAGACAAAACAAGAACAACCAUCAUCCCCGUGCCCGUCCACACUAAGUGGCUCUUCACCAAAGCCUGCUGAAGUUGCUUGUUCCGAAGCCUCUAGUAUCGACACAGAAGAGUCGCAUAAGGAAGCGUCCCCUGAACCAGUGAAUGAGGUGAGUGAGGUUGUGUCUGGCAAGCCAAGUCCUACAGAGUCGUGCAAGGCUGUGGAAACAAGGAAGCCUCUUCAAACUGCCAGGGAAGUUCGUGUUCCUGUGUCUUCGAGGAGGGACAGGAGGCAUCCGAGGAGGCUACGGUGUGUCAAGGCACCUUCAGCUGAUCAUGCCCCUUUGUCUGAGGGUGCAAGUGCAAUGAAAAGGGAACAGGUGAGCAAACCACUUGAGGAAACUGCCGACACUCUUCUCUCUGUUGCAGAAAAACAGGAAGAGGUAAUCAAGAAAACUGAGGAAUGUACACCAGAGGUAGUAUUUGAUGCAGAAGUGGAUAUGUGUGGAGUUGAAACAUCAGAAAUGGGUGAAGCACCAGAAAUUGUUGCACCGGAGUUAGUAGUAUCAGAAAUCGUUCAACCAGAAGUUGUUCAGUCAGAGGUUAUGGAAGUGGAAGUGGUUCAGGCAGAAGUAAUUCAGCCAGAAGUUGUUCAGGCUGAGGUGAUUGAUGCAGAAAUGGUCCAAGCUGAACCAAUUGAUUGUGAAAUGAUUGAACAGGAGGUGCUUCUCGCAGACAUCACUGUUGAAGACGUGGCUGAGCCAGAACUGAGCCACUUCGAUGUUGUUCAGUCUGAGAUUAGCGAAGUCGACAUGACCGAGCAACCACCCGAACUGCAGCAGAUGGUUCCCCACUGUGAAGAGGAGCCUUUUGUGCAGAUAUUAGACACUGCCAUUCUUGAAGCACCAAUGGUCACUGUACUGCCAGAGAAAACACAUCAUGCAAGUAGCAAUACAAAUUGCCGGGAGCAUCUGGAGAAGACGAAGAAGGAGCCAAAGAAAGAAGCGCCAAAAAGAGAGCCCAAAGUUGAACCAGAAGCAAGAAUCGUGCCUCGCAUGCGCAUUAUUCCUGCAAAGAGGCUGCCACCACCACCUGCGAGUCAGGCCAUGGCACAGUCAGCUGCCCCAUCACAACACCUGGGUUGCCUCAAGCUGACGAUACGCCGGCUACAUCCACACAUGCGCGGUGACACCUCACCUGUGUCGACAGCUCGCCGCCAGACUGUGUAUGAGGUGUUGUCACCUCCACUCCUGUCGCCUGAAUCGCCUCGCAAGAAGAAGAAAAAGAAGAAAGACAAAAAGAAGGCGAGUGAACACCGCAAACAUGCGCGCAGGCGGGAGGAAAAACCGUCUCCUGCGACUGUUGGAGCUAAGCGUAUUCGGCUCAUCUUGGGCAACGAUGCAAUUGAUAUUGACAUUCCACCCAACAAGUGUAAGAAGCGCUGUUGACCAGCUGUGAGUGACACAGGAAGUCACAGACUAAGCUGCUGUGUGAUACAGUGGGUGUACGGAAUGCGCUGACGUUUAAAAAAAAAAACUGCACUCUUGACUUUUUUUCUUCUUGACAUUGGGUUCUGCCCACGAGGGGACAAGUGUUUUGCAGCACGCAUUUAUGCCUGACUGUUGUCAUUUUUUUUUUUUCCCGGUUUCAGAGCCCUAUUGAAAGCAGUAAAAAAAAAUGGUAUAAUGUUAUAUGUGUUGUAAAUAGCAUGUGCACUGCCAGUGGUGUUUGAAAUGGAAGGAUUUUUCUGUGGACAACCUUCUGUAGGCCUGCGGGUUUCAGGAAACUCUUGGAGACUGGUUCACCAAAUUAUGUGCUGUCCGAUACACAGUUUUCUUUUAGUAAUAAACUGACUGAAGACGUAAUGUGUUGGUGCAGGAAUAGGCACAAAGUGUUCUUAUUCACUUUGUGCUCACUGUGCGUUUUACAGUCAUGCGGGCAUAGUAUUUUGUGUUGAUCUGAGCUGAAUGUUGCUUCUAUUUUGUUUCGAAAUGUGAACCGCCCAUUACUUUGCACCACUUGUAUUUAUUGUUGUCUAAAUUAUUUAGUACAAUCCUUGACUGGACAAAGUAAAGCACCGUGAAGACAUUAAAAUUUCAAGUUCUUGUAGGGCUGAUUUUCUACAAAUUGACCUUUUGUCUUUACUUUGCAUGAAUACAUGCAUCUUUUCGUUAGGCCUUCCAGCGAAGAAAAGUUCAAAUCACGUGCAUUCGGGGCGACAUGUGCCAGCUCUGUUUUAAUUGAAGUUGCACUGGACUUGCGAUCGUGAAUAAAAGUGUUUGUUGGGCCCUCA